AUGGCUGUGUCUCCCGUCAUGAAAGAUGCUGAACCCUUGCUGCUUAAUGUGGGAGAGGACCAAUAUAAUCUCGAAGAAUUUCCAGAAGAAAGCGUCGCUCUCGGAGACUCAGACUACCUAGAAGAUCAAAUCGAAUGGUCGGAGUCUUUCAAAUGGGGUGUUGUGGGUUUAUUAUCUUUUAUGGGCUUUACUGUCUCUUUCACUUGCAUCUCAAUAGCCCCAGUGGCAAGCUAUAUAGUCGAUGACCUUGAUGGCAGUGGUGGGACCAACUCUGCCGUACUCAUGGUCACAAUUUGGGAGCUAGGAGAAGCAGUUGGCCCACUAUUCAUUGCGCCGCUCUCAGAGGUCUUUGGUCGUUACCCCUUGAUCAUCACAUUGAAUAUGGUCUUCUUUCUGGCCACCAUAUUUGCAGCGGUUUCGCCCAGUUCGACGCUCCUCAUUGCCUCGCGUGCCUUGAUGGGCAUGUCGACGGCAUCAAACGUUUUAAGUCCAGCAAUUAUAGGAGACAUUUUCGAACCGGACCAGAGAGGCACGGCCAUCAGUCUGAUCACAUUUAUACCCCUUAUCGGCAGUGGUGUUGGAUCAGCACUUAGCGGCAUAAUUAUGGAGAAGCUAGGCUGGCGCGCCUUAAUCUGGAUUAGUGUCGCGCUGACGAGCAUUUCACAGCUCUUGCUCUUCACCUAUUUCCGAGAAACAUACAAGGUGUCGAUUCUCCAACGCAGGGCUGCCAGAUUGGGGCUGGAGAAAAGGAGAACCCACAGGGUAGGCUUAGCUGAAUUGCGAGGGUGCGUCAUGCGUCCAGCCAUGGUUCUCUUAAGCUCUGGUGUCCUAGCAGCCCUCGCACUGUUCGGAUCCAUUAUUUUCGCACACCUCUAUGUCGUAGCCACCACGCUUCCAGCUAUAUUAAAAAACACGUAUAAACUGUCAGCAACUGCAACAGGAUUGUCAUUUCUCGCAAAUGGUCUCGGCAGUCUCAUGAGCUUCGCGGUUCUGACUCCAUUUCUUGAUAAAAUUUAUAUGAAGCUCCGCGCAGGAAAUAGGGUCGGUCUGCCGGAGCAUCGGCUGCCGUUGAGCAUCAUUGGCGCUCUCACAUUGCCCCCUGCCGUGGUGCUGUAUGGCUGGUGCGCCGAGUACAGACUCCCUUUGCCCCUUCUUCUGUUCUCCAUCACCUGGAUCCGUUUGUCUAUGAUGUUAGCCUUCUCGCCUUUGGCGACAUACAUGGUCGAUGCCUUUGGCGUUUACUCAGCAUCCGCUCUGGCUGGCCUGGUGACAUUCAGAUGCUUGGCCGGCGCGUUCAUGCCACUCGCGAUAACGCAAAUUACUGGGCAGAUUGGUUAUGGUCGAGGAUUCACUGUGCUUGGAGUCUUUGACAUAGGACUGGCUCUGAUACCAGUGCUAGUUCUACGUUAUGGGUCUCGUUGGAGGUUACGCUCUAUGUACACUAGAACUGACUGA
Molecule: messenger RNA, 1455 nt
Organism: Penicillium manginii
Lineage: Eukaryota; Fungi; Ascomycota; Eurotiomycetes; Eurotiales; Aspergillaceae
Exons: 3
Coding region: 1-1455 (484 amino acids)
Biological process (GO): transmembrane transport
Molecular function (GO): transmembrane transporter activity
Source: RefSeq, a predicted model, not a curated record